Molecule: messenger RNA, 2283 nt
Organism: Cladocopium goreaui
Lineage: Eukaryota; Dinophyceae; Suessiales; Symbiodiniaceae
Source: the annotation of a GenBank genome assembly
AUGCUCAAUCGCUUGUUAGGACGAUGGACCGCCGAUUUGGCGAUCGACCUGGGUACGGCCAACACCUUAAUCGGCGUGGCCGGCGAGGGGCUCGUGCUCAACGAACCUUCGGUCGUAGCCGUUGAACGCGAAGGUGGGCGAAUUCUCUCCGGCGGCUGCGCCGUGGGUCACCUGGCCAAACAAAUGUUGGGCCGCACGCCCGAGUCGAUCUCCGUGGUCCGCCCCUUGUCCGACGGCGUGAUCACCGACUUCCAACUUUGCGAAGCCAUGCUCCGCUACUUCCUGCAGAAGUCGCAACGGCAAGGUUGGGCCAUCAAGCCGCGCGUGGUGAUCAGCGUUCCCGGUGCGAUCACCCCCGUCGAGAAACGGGCCGUAUUUAACAGCGCCCAUCGCGCCGGUGCUCGCGAAGUGUUUCUGCUUUCCGAAUCUAAAGCCGCGGCGAUUGGAGUCGGGCUGCCUGUGGCCGAGCCGGUGGCCAGCAUGGUCUGCGAUAUCGGCGGUGGUACCACCGAAGUGGCCGUUAUGAGCCUUGGCGAUACGGUGGCCGCAUCCAGCGUUCGUGUGGCCGGCGACAAGAUGGAUCAGGCUGUAGUCGAUUAUCUCCGCCGCAACUACAGUCUGCGGAUCGGGCUUCCUGCCGCCGAGCGAUUACGAAUCGACAUUGGUAGCGCCUACCCCAUGGCCGAUGAGCUGGUCGACGAAGUCUCCGGGGUCGACGUCGUCAGCGGGCUUCCCCGCAAGGCGACCGUGACCAGCGAAGAGAUUCGUGAAGCCCUGGGCGACCCGCUGGAAGACAUCGUCGAGGCGAUCCGUUCCACGCUGGAUCGCUGUCCGCCCGACCUUGCCGCCGACCUGGUCGACAACGGAAUGGUUCUGGCCGGCGGAGGUUCGCUAACCCGAGGGCUGGACGACUUCCUUAGCCAACGCACCGGCAUUCCCGCCCGCGUGGCGACCGAUGCCUUGUCGGCCGUGGCUAAAGGCCCCGGCCGAAUGGUGGGCGUUCUGGUGCUAGCCGUCGUGUUGGCUUGCCUUCCCAGCGAAAUCGUCUCGCAACUCCGCGGUGCCUGGCAAACCGCGUUACGCCCUUCGCUACAACUCACCGUCGCCCUGCAGGAAAACACGACCGACUUUCGCAAUCGCUGGCGAGGCACUGAUGCGCUAGGCGAGCAACUCGACAAUGCCCAGCAACAGCAGGCCGCCUUGGAAGCGGAGAACCUUCGCUUGGUGAAUCAAAUGCACGACCUGCAACAACGCCUCGCGUUGGCCGAAGACGGGGCCUCGGAGCAUGCAGCUCUGCAACCACUCGUCGUGCCACGCCUGGUCGAAGCACGCGUCAUCGGUCAACAAGGUCGAGCCCUGCUGAAGCAACUCUCGAUCGUCGAUGCAGGUCGGGCACAGCAGAUUCUGCCCGAGUCGUUUGUCCUCGACGGAUCGGUCGACGUGCUGGAUCUGGGGGAAGAUGCUCGCCUGCAGAAUGGACAACUCGUGCUCGAUGGCUAUCGCGUGUGGGGCAAAGUCGUCGAGGUCGGUCCCCGGGUUAGUCGUACGAUGCCGGUGGAUGCGGAGGACUAUCGCGAUAUCGUCCGCAUUGUCGAUCGCGAGGAUCCCGACCGCGAACACGGUCGCGGGAUGCUCGAAGGUGCAGGCGACGGAACCUGCCGCAUCCGGCUGGUCGAUAUCACUCAACCCGUGGCCGUGGGCGAUCGAGUCUACAGCGCCGCCCUGGAUGACACGCUUGGCCCCAAGCUUCUCUACGGCGAAGUCGAAAGCGUGCAGCGCGAACCCGGCGCCCCUCAUUGGGACAUUCGCGUGCGACCAACCCAGGCCGGGUUCGACUCGCUAUUGCGCGUGGGCAACGUCGUGCCCGACUGGUUCGCUUUGGUCGCGUUACUCACCGUGCUCACCAUCCGCAAACCCCGUCCGCUGGCGAUCGGGAUGCUCGUCGGACUGGCCGCCGACUUCAGCGCCGCCGGACCCCUGGGCAUUUCCACCGCGCUGCUCAGCAUCACCACGCUCAGCGUCACCCAGCUUCGCCGCAAACUCCACAUCGAACACCCAGCCCUGCAAGUGCCCCUCAUCGCCGCCGCGACCACGGUUUACACGCUGGGUGUGAUGCUCCUCGCAAGCUUUCAGUCAGUUCUCGCCAACGGAGUCGUCUCGAUCUUCCUCGAAGCCACCGGGGUCGGAAUCUACACCGCCGCGUUUGCGCUACCUGUGCUGAUGAUCAUCGCCUGGUCCCGCGAACCGCGUCCACUUCACUCGCUCCCCCUGGCUCGGCCGUAG